Silurus meridionalis is the source of this 1559-nucleotide messenger RNA. It is a transcript of the gene msx1a, whose product is annotated as muscle segment homeobox 1a. Gene Ontology annotation, molecular function: DNA-binding transcription factor activity, RNA polymerase II-specific; RNA polymerase II transcription regulatory region sequence-specific DNA binding. Lineage: Eukaryota; Metazoa; Chordata; Actinopteri; Siluriformes; Siluridae. Gene Ontology annotation, cellular component: nucleus. The transcript is spliced from 2 exons. The coding region runs from base 463 to 1185 and encodes 240 amino acids. Gene Ontology annotation, biological process: embryonic morphogenesis; regulation of transcription by RNA polymerase II. The record is from RefSeq and is a predicted model, not a curated record.
AGUCGAACGACAUGGACAAGACCCCUGAGAGUAUGAGUACCAGUAAGAAAAAAAGCUCCUUAUUUGGGUGGAAGUUUAUUGUAAGGACAUUAUCUUUAUUGCCGAUCCAAACAAAUUGACUUUGCUCCGGAGAGUAAACAACGCUCGCGCUCGAAAUGUCAGUCCGGAGAAGAUUCCUGAGAAACCACUGAAACCACGCCCACCGGCGUGCAACUUUCCUGAAGCCCCGCCCACGAAUGAAACAAGCCGCUCUGUGAGAUGUAUGGGAAAAGCUGAAUCCACGCCCACACACGCUCUGAUUGGACGGCUUUUGGUUUUUUAACUUUGCCGUCAGCGCGCGCCGGAGGACCGAAAUGAACGGCGCGGCGAUGCUCUCGCGCUAAAGUUUUUUUUUUGGAGGGUUUUUUUUCUCCAUUCCCUACAGAGAGACUGCGGCUUUAUGGGGCCCCGAGCGGCGCGAGCAUGAAAAGCGAGGACGUCACUCCUUCGCACGACAUGCAGAGCGGAAAGUCCAGAGGAGCCGCGCUGCUGCCGUUUAGCGUCGAGGCUCUCAUGGCGGACCGGACCCCGAACCGGACCCCGAACCAAGCGGAACAAACCGGUGGCUCACGCGCGCUCUGGUGCGAAGACGCAUCCUUCUUCUCCCGCUCGGUGGCGCGCGAAGGAGAUGCGUCACCGGAGGAGAAGAGUCCUGAGCGCGCGGACCGGAGCUCGUGGACGGACAGUUCCCGUUUCUCCCCUCCGCCUGCAAGGCGCCUGAGUCCCCCCGCGUGCCCCCUGAGGAAACACAAGACCAACCGGAAGCCUCGCACCCCGUUCACCACGUCACAGCUGCUGGCCUUGGAGCGGAAGUUCCGGCAGAAGCAGUACCUGUCGAUCGCGGAGCGCGCCGAGUUCUCCAGCUCGCUCAGCCUGACGGAGACGCAGGUGAAGAUCUGGUUUCAGAACCGGCGCGCCAAGGCCAAGCGGCUGCAGGAGGCCGAGCUCGAGAAGCUGAAGAUGGCCGCCAAGCCCAUGCUUCCUCCGUGCACUUUCGGGAUUUCCUUUCCGCUUGGGCCGCACGUGCCCGCGUCGUACGGUGGAGGCGGCGGCGCGCACGCGUUCCAUAGAACGUCAGUACCUGUGUCACCUGUCGGACUGUACGCGGCCGCGCACAUGGGAUACAGCAUGUAUCACUUAGCGUGAGGCGCGUGCCAAAUCAUCGGUUUCUUUUAUUUAAAACAAAAAUAUUUUUACCGAAGAAUUCAGACGGAGAAAACUUGGAAAGCAUAAACACUUCCUCUCAUGCGCCACCAAAUCCGAGUCUCCAGGUGCCAUUUUAAUUCACAUAAAUCACUGAGCGUAUGGUUAUAAAGCACCUACAACACACACACACACACACACACACGCGCACACAAGUGCACGUGCGCGCACGCACCCUAUUUGUAUGCAUUCAUUGCAAUGCGCCAGAUCCAGUACAGUUUCAGCACGUGCUGAUGGGUGAACUGUAAAAUAUUGUAUAUUACGGGGAAAAGUUUUUAUAUGAUUAUAUUUGUUGAAUAAAUUAACAUGAAAUGGUU